Messenger RNA from Tetrahymena thermophila SB210, 3951 nucleotides. RefSeq lists its product as hypothetical. Lineage: Eukaryota; Ciliophora; Oligohymenophorea; Hymenostomatida; Tetrahymenidae. The record is from RefSeq and is a predicted model, not a curated record. The transcript is spliced from 6 exons.
CAGUUUAUAUCUAUUUAAUAAAGUAUAAUUCAAGAUAGAAUAUUUUUCAAAGAAAUGCUGUAGAAAUAGGUUUCUACAAAUUACGUCUGCUAUUCUCCUUCAUCUAAGUAGCGACAAAAUGGAAAUUCUUUUUCUCCAUCCCCUCGAGAUACAAGAUAAAUAUCUCCCUCUAUCAAUUCUUCAAUAUUAAACUACACUGCUUCUGAACCAAAUUCUGCUCGAAGUGUUUAGAUUUCAGGAGUUUCUUUGAUAUCAAACGGAAAUGCUAAUAUUAAAUAAAGCUCACCUAUUAGAUAAAUGUCACCAUAAAUAAAUAAGGCUAACACAUUAAAACCGGUAUGCGAAGGAAUUUACUAGCUAAGUCCAUAAGCUUAAAAUAAAGGUAGAAAUUAAAUUAGAAUUCUUGGUAACGAAAGCCCUUCUCAACCUAUCACAUAAAAUAAUACAUAAUUUUUAAAGACAGCUCCUGUGCUAACUCCAACAAGCGGAAAAUAGCAUGCUUAAUAGGUGCAAGCCAAACUUUAACCUAAUUUAGCAAAUAAUAAAAAUUUACCCUAUUAAAUGGUAAUUCAGCCGCAUAUUUAAUAAAAUUAAUUUAGCAAUUAAGCUCAAAAUAUUUAACCCAUUUAAAACCUACAAAGUAAUCCUUAAGUAAUAAAUAAUGGGACUAAUAACAUAGUUUAUAUAAAUCAAGAGACCCAAAAAAGAAUUGAGGAACAAAAUAAAAAAUUUAAUAAAUUAUUCUCUAAAGAUAAAGGACAGCAUAAUCCAAAUAAUUUUUCCUUCAGUUAGAAGAACUAGUAGAGUAUUCAAAAUUCUCAAAUAUAAUAGUAGAAUUAGUUUUAAUAAUCAAAUUAACAGAAUUAAAACCAGUUAGAAUCAUCAAGGACUUUGAGAAGCGCAUCUUCAAAUCCUAAUAUAGCUGCUAAUACUUAGCCAAUAUAACUUUAAUACGUAAUUUCUAGAAACUAACUUAAUUAACCGCAAUAGUAGUAAUAAGCUAACAUUAUUCCUGAUAACAGUAAGCAGAUAAACUAGCAGGUUAAUAAAAAUUAAAUUUUGAGAAACAGUAUUAGUUAACUUAAAAAUAUAGAUGAGAAUAUUUAAAAGUAAAUUAAAUCAAACGUAGAAGAUAAAAUGUAACAAGAGCAAAAUAGCUCUUUGCACUCUGAAACUUUCAGCUUAAAUGGGACAUUCGAUCAAACAAGAGAAAUUUUAAAAGAGAGAAAUUUACAAAAUAUGAUUAACACAGCAUCUAAAAAUUUUAGUAAAGCAUAAUCACAUGAAUAAAAAAUUAUAGAAUUACAAACUGAUAGAUCUUAAUUGCUAAAAAUGAUAGCGACAAAGCAACUCGAAAUAGAUGAUCUUAAAUAAAAAAACAACUAAGAAGCCAUAUUGAUAUAAAGGAUAGAUAAAUUAGUAGAAGAAAAUGAGUAGCUAAACUUUUAAAAUCAAAAAUUAGCUUAGGAUUAUCAAUAACUUAAUGAAAGAGUAAAUUAAAACUUAAAAUAUAUGAAGGAAUACAAUUUACUAAACGAAGAGAAUUAGAGUCUUUGUGAAAAAACUGAAGAAUAUUAAGAACUUCUUGACAAACUUGAAAUAAAGAUUACAAUACUUUCUAAUGAAAAUAACACGUUGCUAAAAAUGAUGGAAGAAAAGCAAGAACAGAUAGAGUUGUUAAAGCAAAGAGAAGAAGAACACAGUUAAAGUUAAAAUUCUAUGACAAAAUUCCAAGAUUUGUUGGAAAAGAAAAAUCAAUUAAUCAAAUAGCUUGAAAAAUAAUUGAGAGAAGCAUAGGAAUAAAAUAAAGUGUUAAACAAUGAAAUUAUUUUCUAGCAAGAAUAAUUCACUGAGGAUAAGCUCAAUGAGGCUGUUUCGAAUAUUGUUAGUGAGAAAAACACUCUUAUUGAAUAGAUUUCAGCUGAAAAUAGUAAUUUUAAGAUAAAAAUUAAAUCUCUCUUAGAAGAAAAUAAAUCUCUUCAAGAGAAAGUAGCCAAAUAAAAUGCUAUUGAGUGGUAUGCAGACUAAUUGAAAACAACAAAAGAAACAAUAGAGGAAAAUCAAAUGAUCAAAGAUAGACAGUUAAUUGAAAACAAAGAAUUAAUAUAAGAAAUGAAGAAAAUAAUAGAUUUAAAUAAAGAAUAACUAGAGCUUAAAGAAAACAAAAUACUUUAGCUGAAAUAAACUUAUGAUAAGGAGAAAGAAGCUAUCCUAAGAGAAACAGAGCAUUAAAUCAAUGAAAAACUAGAGGAAAUUAAAGCCUACACUCUUGAAAUUGAAAAAUUUAGAGAUGAGUUAGUUUUAACCAAAAAGCAAUUGAUGGAGGAGAAAAACAGAGCAGAUUAUUUCUAGGAUUAGUUUAAAAUUUAUAUGGGUAAUUAAGAGCAUUAAAAGUUUUAAUAGGAAUAAAUUAUAAUGAAUACAUGUUUGGAAAAUAAGAGAUCUUAGCAAGAUAAAAUACAUUUUUUGAAUGAAAUAGAAGAUUUGAAAAAUAAAAAUAUUGCUGUCACUGAUAAAUUGGAUUAGAUGAUUGCUGUCAACGAUAACUUAACUGAAGUGCUUAAAGAAAAAUCGCAAGAAAUUCAAGAGCUGUUAAUUGAGAAAGAUAAGCUUUUAUACGAAAGAGAGCAGGAAUAAAUUUAAUUAGAGAGAAUUUAAAAUAAUCUUCAUCAGUUGGAAGAAGAGAGAGAAAACUUUUUAAAAGAAACUUAAGAUGUGUAUGAACUUAAAGAAAAAGUAAGUCAUCAAGAAACAAAUAGAUACAAGCAACAAAUUGAAGAUUUAAAGCUAUAGAUUUAACAAAAAGAAUUCGAAACAAAUGAACAAUUUUAGAAAAAUUUAAAUUAACUAGAGUAAUCUCAACAAGAAAUCAUCUAAUUAAAAGACCAAAUCAACAAAUUAAAUUAUUAGAUUAGCCAAAUUUAGUCAGAGGAUAGACUUAAAAUAUAAGAAAGAGUUCAUUUUGAUUCUACUCUACUUGAGUUAUAGAAAAUUAACGAGGAUAAUUAAAUAGAAAUAGCCAAUUUAAAAGAUAAAUUAUUAAAACUGGAAAAUCAGAGAGAUAAAUUGUAGAGAUAACUUUCAGAAGAAAAAGAAGAAAACGAUUUAAAAUUCAGAAAGAGUGAAUAAAAUUAUGAGAACUAAAUUGCAUCUUUAGAUACAAAAUAUAAGCGAUUAUUAGAUGAAUUUAAGUACUUAAGUGAGAGCUAUGAGCAUAAGAAAUAAGAACUGAAUUAAUUCAAGGAAGAAUUACCUUAAAUUGCAAACAAAAUUAAGAACGAAAAAAUAGAGCUUACUAAAUCAAUUGAAGAAAAAGAGAAGUAAUUAGAUAUUCUAUCAAUACAGAACAAAGUCUCUAAUGAAAAGAUAUUAGACCUUGAGAGCUAGGUUAACAUAAUGAUAAAUAAAAAUGAAUAAAUUCAGAAUACUUAUUUAGCACUUUAAACUUAAUACUAAGUACUUGAAAAUAAGUAUACAUAGCAGCAUAAAAAAAUACAAUAAUUAGAGAAACAAAAUGACAACACGAAAUCACAUUUAACAAUCUCUUUGUAGUAGGCAGAAACUUAACUAAGCUAAACUAAAAUGUAGAUUAUUGAACUAGAGACCAAAAAUAAAAGGCUGAUUGACGAUAUUUCCAGAGCUAAUCAUCUUAAGCAAUUAAUGAAAGAUCAGAUGGAGGACCUAGAAAUAAAUUUUAAAAAAGAAAUGGAUGAAGUACGAGAAGAAAGCAUAAAAGACUUAAAUAACAAGUUUGAAAGAGAAAAAAGAGAGCUGAAUUUCAAAAUAUAAAAGUUAGGAAAUUAAGUUAGAUAGCUAGAAAGUGAUAAAGAUAUAAUGAAAUAAGACUUAGAUGCAAAACAAAGAGAAGUAGAAUCAAUUACUUUGUAGCUUUAAAGAGUCGCUGAAAGAGAAAAAAACCUUUACCAAAAGUAGAGGUUAUCUUAAUACUGA